This is a messenger RNA of Nelumbo nucifera (sacred lotus), 869 nucleotides long. Its product is annotated as krueppel-like factor. The record is from RefSeq and is a predicted model, not a curated record. Lineage: Eukaryota; Viridiplantae; Streptophyta; Magnoliopsida; Proteales; Nelumbonaceae.
AUGUGUGAAUCCCAUGUUAAGCGUUUUACUGUUCAACCCUUCCUCCAUUUCCGCGAUCGAAAGAGAAACGAACACCAGUCACCAGGUAGACAGGUCAUUGGCAACUUCUUGGUAGAUAUAUAUAUUCCCGACGACCCUUUUCCCAUUUCUUCUUCUCCGGUCUUCAUACGUUGUUUCCUUCUUCCCUUAAAUCGAGCGGUUUUUCCAAGUUCUCACCGAAUAAAAUUGUAAAGCAAACUAGUUUACAUUCAUGGGGACUGAAGAGCCUAAAGACUUGUUGAAAGGGGUGGAUUGGAAAACGGUGGGUGGUGAUGUGGGUAAUGGUUCAAGUGGUGGACAUGUCAUCAAGAAGCGGCUCCCAAAAAAAAUCAGACAAGUCCCAGACUACUAUUUUCUCCCUCGAAGAUCCAUACCUUCUGCCAUUGCCAUCUAUGGAGCAAUCUGUGCAGCUGGAGUUGGUGCAGGGAUGCUGGUUGAGAAAUGGAUAAACAAGAAAAUCCAAGAGGAUGGAGGUAUUAUUUGGGAGCUGGAUAAAUAAAAACAGAACUGCAUUACAAGAGCUCAGCAUUUUUGUAUCUUCUGGAAGGUAGUGAAGAUACGGGUACAUACUAAUUUGCUGCUUUUGAUAUAUCUCCAAUUAGUAUAUUAGAGGCAUCCAUAUCCAAAAAUGUAGGGAUUGUAUGUUGAAGUUUGGUUUUUCUUUACUUUAUUUUCUUGAGCAUUGAAGUAUCAAUGGAUUUAUUCUUUUAGCUUAAUUGGUUAGGGAGAAAGAUAUGAUUACCUACCAUAAGAAUCGGAGAGUAUAUGAGUUUUGGAUACUUGUCUUACUUGAUUUAAUGUGAUGUUUGGCCUUCCUUUGCAACUGCAAA